UACAAGUUACAACGGUAUUCAACUGACAAUAGAGUAUAUAGUUUCAUCACCUCAGUGUUGUUGCGGACCCGACCCAUUAAAUUCAAUUUCUAGGGUUUCAAUUUGUAAAGCAAUUAGCUUCAGUUAUUACAAUCGGGCGCUUUUUGCCCCGAAUUGAGCCCUAAUUCAGCUUCAAUUCGGGUCCAAAUGGGUCGCUCUCGUGCAAUUCCCAACCCGGCCGACGAUGAUCCCAGCCAAAGUCGAUCAAAGAGAAAGCGAACUGCUUCAAAUGUGGAGAAUUUAGAGUCUGCCGCAACAGGUCAAGGGACAAUUGAAGGGAAAAAAGCAUUAUACCAUUGCAACUAUUGUAACAAAGAUAUCUCAGGAAAAAUUCGCAUCAAGUGUGCAAUGUGUUCCGAUUUUGAUCUUUGUGUGGAAUGUUUUUCAGUCGGAGCCGAAGUUUAUCCUCAUAAAAGCAAUCAUCCAUAUAGGGUUAUGGAUAAUUUGUCGUUUCCGCUCAUAUGCCCUGACUGGAAUGCAGACGAGGAAAUUUUACUUCUAGAGGGUAUUGAAAUGUAUGGGCUGGGGAACUGGAAUGAAGUCGCUGAGCAUGUUGGAACGAAAAGUAGAUCUCAGUGCAUUGACCACUACAAUACUAUAUAUAUGAACUCGUUGUGCUUCCCUCUUCCGGACAUGUCUCAUGUUAUGGGCAAGAAUAGAGAAGAACUCCUUGCUAUGGCCAGAGAGCAGGGGGAAGUAAAAAAAGGACUUCCAGUGCCAAUGGAACUUACAGUGAAAGAGGAGUCUUCAUAUCCUGCAAGAGUGAAGAUCGAAGAUCAAAGCAGAGACGUUCUAGGGAGACCGUUAUCUAGCUUAGUUCCUGAGGUUGGAACUGGUGCUGGGUCCAGCAAUGGUAAACCAUCCGCAGGGGGGGUUAAAAGGGCAUCUAGCAUUGUACAGAGUAAAGUUGAUUCUGAUGGCCCCAAAAUAGAAGACAGGAGUGUUGGAGAGAAAAAACCUAGGAUCUCAGGAGAUGAGGGACCUUCUUUGACAGAGUUAAGUGGCUAUAAUUCUAAAAGGCAGGAGUUUGAGAUUGAAUAUGAUAAUGAUGCUGAACAGCUGCUCGCGGACAUGGAAUUCAAGGAUACCGACAGUGAUGCUGAACGUGAAAUUAAAUUACGGAUAUUGCGCAUAUACUCAAAAAGGCUCGAUGAGAGGAAACGUCGGAAAGAUUUUAUACUUGACAGGAAUUUACUUUACCCUGAUCCUUUUGAGAAGGAUCUCACUCCUGAAGAGAAGGAAAUUUGUCAGCAAUUUAGAGUCUUCAUGCGAUUUCAUAUGAAAGAAGAACAUGCAGAAUUUCUAAAAGUUAUGAUUGAAGAGCACAGGAUUCGGAGAAGAAUACAGGAUCUUAAGGAAGCUAGGGCUGCUGGCUGCCGCACAUCCGUUGAGGCUGAGAGGUUUAUUGAGCAGAAGCGCAAGAGAGAAGCUGAGGAACAUGCACGCAAGGCGAAGGAAAACUCUCAAACUGGGCCAAGUGGUAAAUUCUUGCAGAGGGCAAAUCAUCUUAAAGGAGAACUUGACAACAGUCCAAGGGGAGGUCCUCCUGGGUCAGUUUUUGAAGACUGGAAUGUCAAUGGAUUUCCAGGAGCUGAUUUACUCUCUGAAUCGGAGAGACGGUUGUGCAGUGAGAUCAGGAUCCUCCCAGCACACUAUCUAAAGAUGCUGGAGACCUUGUCAAUAGAGGUAAUGAAAGGCAGGCUUUCGCAAAAAUCAGAUGCACAUGUACUAUUCGAUGUUGAUCCGGGCAAGGUGGACAAAGUGUAUGAUAUGCUUAUGAGAAAGGGGAUUGUGCAACCAUGAUAACAUCUAAUCCCAACUUCAAUGUUAUUGUGAUUUUUCAUGAAGCUUGCAUGUACCACCAUGCCUGCAGUUUUAUUGCCUAAUCGAAGUUACCAAAUACAACAUUUAUUUUACUUUGCAGCAAUUAAAAUAAGUUACACCUAGUGUAUGAUAGUUAAAAUUCAGAUGAUAGGAUUUGUUGUAUGUUAUACAUUACACUUGACAGUGUCAAUCAUUAAUGAUGAAAUAGUAAAGAGACGUUUUUGUAA
Molecule: messenger RNA, 2090 nt
Organism: Daucus carota subsp. sativus
Lineage: Eukaryota; Viridiplantae; Streptophyta; Magnoliopsida; Apiales; Apiaceae
Product: transcriptional adapter ADA2
Exons: 13
Coding region: 187-1842 (551 amino acids)
Biological process (GO): chromatin remodeling; regulation of transcription by RNA polymerase II
Cellular component (GO): nucleus
Molecular function (GO): chromatin binding; transcription coactivator activity; zinc ion binding
Source: RefSeq, a predicted model, not a curated record